AUGAAGCCCAAGCACAACAAGGGGACAGUGAAAGACGCUGAUAAAGGUGCACUGAUCCAGGGAUCAACAACAUGUGCUUCACAAACGACUAGAGCCAAACCUUUCACCGGAAAAGUAUUUUACCUCGAUCUGACGUCUAAUAAAGUGGCAGAGACGCUAGAAGAUAACAUCAAAUUAUUAGGAGGGACAGUGGAAAAGUUCUUCAGUAAAGAAAUAAAGUACCUCGUCACCAAUAAAAGAGAAGCCAAAUAUGUGCACUGCCUCCGGCAGGACUCUCCGGUGCCAAGUCCAGAAUCUGGGCCGAGUUCCCCUCAACUCUGCUCCAACCCACACCAGCCGCAGAGCCUUGGAGACGGCUCCAAAAGCUCUGCCCAGCUCCAAAAGCAAAUGGCUGCUAUAAGUCGAGGAAAAACGUUAGUGAAAAAAGUGGUUAAAGAGCAGGAGAGGAUUCAAAUGAACAAGAUUCUCUCAAAUGCUUUGGAGUGGGGCGUUAAAAUUCUGUAUUUAGACGAUGUGAUUUCUUAUGUCCAUAAAAAGAAAAAGGGCAUUUCCUGUCAACAACCUGCUCCAUCUGUUGUCAAAACGAAUAUGAAAAAUGAAUCAACAAAAUGUGGUUUUCAAAAAUCCAAAGCAGGACGUAUUGGUAAACCCUUUAUCAAAGUUGAAGAUUCAAGCAGACACUAUCGACCAUUUUACCUCAGGCUGACAAAUGCCCCAGAGUUCAACCUGACGUCACUGCCUCCCUGCACGCCGUUUUGUUUAGAAGACAAAGAAGUGGUAGCUAACGGAACCCAUUGUCAAAGAGUAGCGAAAGCUUCAGCCUCUGAUGAGAGACCAAAUGAACGAAAAAAGAAGAAACAAGGAGGAUUUUGCGAAUGCUGUUUGGUGAAAUACGAGAACAUCACAACACACCUACAGAGUGAUCGCCACAAGACUUUCGCCAAAAGUGACAAGUAUCUUGUUGUGGACAAACUGGUUUCAGCAAUGCCAUGCAACUUCAACCGAUCUAAAAUUAAACGACCAAAGUGCAGUGUGUCGUCAGUCCUCAUUGCUCCAGGACCAUGUGUGGAGACCAACUCUCCCUGUGCUGCGCUCCAGACGCGUUCAGACGGCUCCAGGACCCCAUCCAUGGCCCCGAACCGGAGGGACUGCUGCUUUCUCCCCUUCACAAGACACCAGCGCAUGGAGAAGAUGCUGCGUCCGCGAUGGUGGAUUUCCCUUUUGUGCGUGUAUGGGAUGAUGCGCGUCGGACUCCAAAGCGCCUCUGAACCCCCAAACGGAGACGCCUUGUCGCGCCUGAAAUCGCUGCGUAAUUCGGACAGGUUCCACGAGAGGGAAGACACCGUGCCUGUCCGCCUUCUCUACAGCCGACACAACCACACUCAGAUCGGGCAAGAAGCGCUCAGCACGCGCGUGAGAGACGGAUCCAGCUCCACGCAGGUCAAUCACGUGGCUACAGCAACUUUUCAAUUGGACGCUUUUGGACGAAGGUUUAUUUUGGAUGUGGAGCUGAAUCAUGACCUUCUGUCGUCAGACUACGUGGAGAGGCAUUUAUCUGAGACGGGAACUGCAGUUGUUACAAAUGGAGGAGAGCACUGCUACUAUCAGGGGAAGGUCAGGGGAAUCUCCCAGUCCUUUGUGGCUCUAUCCACCUGCCAUGGGUUACAUGGGCUGUUUUUUGACGGGAAUCACACUUACAAGAUUGAACCAAGAGAUCAAGACGGCAAAGAUACCUGA
This is a messenger RNA of Knipowitschia caucasica, 1737 nucleotides long. NCBI's taxonomy places the organism in Eukaryota, Metazoa, Chordata, Actinopteri, Gobiiformes, Gobiidae. The record is from the annotation of a GenBank genome assembly.